Molecule: messenger RNA, 2979 nt
Organism: Capronia epimyces CBS 606.96
Lineage: Eukaryota; Fungi; Ascomycota; Eurotiomycetes; Chaetothyriales; Herpotrichiellaceae
Product: adenosinetriphosphatase
Exons: 2
Coding region: 1-2979 (992 amino acids)
Biological process (GO): mRNA splicing, via spliceosome
Cellular component (GO): spliceosomal complex; intracellular anatomical structure
Molecular function (GO): ATP binding; RNA binding
Source: RefSeq, a predicted model, not a curated record
AUGGAGCGCACCCAUAGUCCCAAAAGGCGCAAACUCGCCGGAGACUUCCAUCACUCUCAGACCGAGUCGAAUGAAGAUCUGGCGCCGGCUCUGAAGCCUCAACAUCCCUCUAAGUCUCGUUUUGCGAGAGCGUCCGACCGAAGCCAUAGUCGAGAUCCGAGGCCUACGCCCCGGCAGGAAGAGUUCGAUGGGCCGGAACCAUUUUUCAACGAUGAAGACACUACCGCAUUGGACCGGGAUUGGUAUGAAGGCGACGAAUUCGGCCAUGCAUUUGGCGACGAAACUCACAAUCCCUUCGGCGGAGCAGAUUUGGCAUGGGCGGACAGACAACGUGAACAAGCGCUGGUCGACAAGAAACUGGGGAAGCGCAUCACUGCCAAAGCAGCGCAAAAACAAAGAGAAGUGGACGCAUGGGAGGCGAAUCGCAUGGUGACGUCGGGAGUUGCGCAAAGACGCGACCAAGGUCAGGACUUUGAUGAUGAAGAGUCGGUCCGUGUUCACUUGUUGGUUCACGAGUUGAAGCCCCCCUUUCUGGAUGGGAAGACGAUCUUCACAAAGCAAAUCGAUCCAGUGCCAGCGGUGCGGGAUUCGCAAAGCGACAUGGCGGUCUUCGCCCGCAAAGGCAGCAAAGUCGUCCGGGAGCGGAGACAGCAAAAAGAGCGGCAGAAACAAGCACAGGAUGCCACAAAUGUUGCCGGGACUGCCUUGGGCAACAUCUUGGGCGUCAAGGAGGACGAAGGUGAUAGUGCGGCCGCAUUGCCUGGGGAGGAUCCCGGGACUGGGAAAAGCAAAUUUGCUUCCCAUCUCAAAAAGAACGCUGGGACCUCGGCAUUCAGCAGAAGCAAGACUCUGAAGGAACAGAGAGAAUACCUACCUGCCUUCGCCGUGAGAGAAGAGCUCAUGCGUGUGAUUCGGGACAACCAAGUUAUUAUUGUGGUUGGGCAGACUGGCUCCGGCAAGACUACCCAGCUGACUCAAUUUCUCUACGAGGAGGGCUAUGGUGAGCAGGGCUUGAUCGGCUGCACUCAGCCUCGAAGGGUUGCCGCAAUGAGUGUUGCAAAGCGUGUCAGUGAGGAGAUGGAAGUUGACCUGGGCGGUCUGGUCGGCUAUGCCAUUCGCUUUGAGGACUGUACCAGCGAUGAGACGGUAAUCAAAUAUAUGACAGAUGGUGUAUUGCUUAGAGAAUCUCUCACGCAAAGAGAUCUAGACAAAUACUCCUGCCUCAUCAUGGAUGAAGCGCAUGAACGGGCUCUCAACACUGACGUUCUCAUGGGCCUGAUCAAAAAGGUGCUCGCUCGCCGCAGAGAUCUCAAGUUGAUCGUCACGUCUGCCACCAUGAAUUCGGAACGGUUUUCUCGAUUUUAUGGCGGAGCGCCCGAGUUCAUCAUCCCUGGCCGCACAUUCCCCGUUGACAUUCAAUUUUCUCGCUCUCCAUGUGAGGACUACGUUGACAGUGCGGUCAAGCAAACCUUGGCUAUCCACGUCUCGCAGGGACCAGGUGACAUCCUUGUUUUCAUGACCGGCCAAGAGGACAUUGAAGUCACCUGCGAACUGAUCGAGGAAAGGCUCCGGCUGCUGGUGGACCCUCCAAAACUGCUGGUGCUACCCAUCUAUUCUCAGAUGCCCGCAGACCUGCAGGCCAAAAUCUUCGAUCCUGCACCCCCCGGCGUCCGCAAAGUCGUCGUGGCUACCAACAUUGCCGAGACCUCUUUGACCGUCGACGGGAUAAUGUAUGUUGUGGAUGCCGGCUACUCAAAAUUAAAGGUGUAUAAUCCUAGGAUGGGUAUGGAUACACUACAAAUCACCCCCGUCUCCCAGGCCAAUGCCUCUCAGAGAGCCGGCCGAGCAGGUCGUACUGGGCCGGGCAAGGCUUUUCACCUCUACACGGAGCCAGCGUUCAAGAACGAGCUUUACAUCCAGACCAUUCCUGAGAUUCAACGUACCAAUCUGGCAAAUACGGUCCUCUUGCUCAAGUCACUCGGCGUCAAGGAUUUGCUGGAGUUCGACUUUAUGGAUCCUCCGCCUCAGGACACAAUCACCACAUCGCUUUUCGACCUCUGGGCCCUGGGCGCACUGGACCAUGUCGGCGAUCUGACGGCUAUUGGCCGAACCAUGACCGCGUUUCCUAUGGACCCUUCCCUUGCCAAAAUGCUGAUCACCUCUUCGAUGGAGUAUGGUUGUAGCGAGGAAAUGCUAACAAUUGUGAGCAUGCUUUCGGUGCCGUCUGUAUUUUACAGGCCGAAAGAGCGGCAAGAUGAGGCAGACGCCGCGAGAGAAAAGUUCUUCGUACACGAAUCGGACCACCUCACAUUGCUCCACGUCUACAUUCAAUGGAAAAGCAAUGGUUUCAGCGAUGCCUGGUGUAUACGACACUUUCUACACCCCAAAUCACUGCGACGGGCGAAGGAAAUUAGAGAGCAACUGCACGAUAUCAUGGUCGGCCAGCAAAAGAUGGAACUGGUCUCGUGUGCUACGGAUUGGGACGUGAUCCGAAAGUGCAUCUGCUCGGGUUACUACCAUCAAGCUGCCCGUCGGAGGGGUGUAGGAGAGUACAUCAAUCUUCGGACCAGUGUGACCGUCCAGCUCCAUCCUACAUCCGCUCUUUAUGGGCUUGGGGACCCGCCCGACUAUGUGGUCUACCACGAAUUGAUUUUGACAAGCAGGGAAUACAUGAGUUGCGUGACGGCCGUCGACCCUCACUGGCUCGCCGAUCUCGGUGGCGUUUUUUAUAGCUUGAAGUCCAAGGAGUACAGCGGAAGAGAAAAGCGGAUCAUCGAGAGCGAAUUCAAUCGAAAGAUGGAGAUCGAGAAACAGAUGGCAGAGGAUCGAGCGAGAGAAGAAAAGCGGCGUCAGGAAGAAGAGGAGAAGGAACGGCUACUUGCGGGAAGGACCAAGAGCAGUGGCGUGGUGGUCAAGAAGAUGGGAAGCCAUGGAGUGGUGAAGAAGCCGGUGAUUCCCAGGCGACGCAUGGGGUUCUGA